Molecule: messenger RNA, 1696 nt
Organism: Dicrocoelium dendriticum
Lineage: Eukaryota; Metazoa; Platyhelminthes; Trematoda; Plagiorchiida; Dicrocoeliidae
Source: the annotation of a GenBank genome assembly
AUGGAAUCAAAAAUAACUGCAUCUUAUAUCACAUUUUUGGAUGCGAAAGUAGAUGAGUCCGUGAUGGAGCGGAAUAAUUCAGUGUCGGUCAACUCACAACGUAUUCCAGUAGAUAAAUUGGAAAUCGAGGGUUGUACUUGUGAUCGCGCGGAUAACCCGUACCGAAAUGACGUUUGGACACGAUUCUAUGGCAAUGGAGAGCGUCUGGACUAUAUUUUCUAUCGAACCGGGAAUGGCCCAUUCGAUCAGCAAUUCGGUUCAUCUCCUGCUGAGAUCACCUGCCACUCCAGUUGGCUAGAUCUUCAAGCGGUACCCGAUGAUCCGUCAGGCCUGCACUAUUCGGAUCACGAAGGCGUCGGAGCCUCUUUCUCACUUACCCAGCCGGUCUCAUCUGACAGAGCAGCUCCUGCUGAGAUCACCUGCCACUCCAGCUGGCUAGAUCUUCAGGCGGUACCCGAUGAUCCGUCAGGUCUGCACUAUACGGAUCACGAAGGUGUCGGAGCCUCUUUCUCACUUACCCAGCCGGUCGCAUCUGACAGAACAGCUCCUGCUGAGAUCACCUGCCACUCCAGCUGGCUAGAUCUUCAGGCGGUACCCGAUGAUCCGUCAGGCCUACACUAUUCGGAUCACGAAGGCGUCGGAGCCUCUUUCUCACUUACCAAGCCGGACGCAUCUGACAGAGCAGCCAUAUCGAAUACCGCGGACCCUUCCAAACUGGAGCCGUUGCUACUCGAGAUGCGUGAGCGUAUCGUUCGUGGGUUGCGCAUCUGCCGAAAGAUGCGGCAAUUUCACCUAUCCAUCUCCCUCCUGAUGACGUUGCUAGCGCUGAUGCUUCCCACGUGCUUAUCACACUCCAAUUUGGCCACUAACGUCGUGGGGAUGUUCACUUUUGUCAUAAUCGGAGCCACUUUAUUUGCAUUGGUGUGGGGCUCGAUUGUGGGUCGGACGACUGAGCGACGCGCUUUGGAAAAUUCCGUCCAGACGAUCAAUGUUUGGCUGUCUUGUUUGCCCUCCUCUGUGUCAAAUGGGCUAAAGACACCGGUUACCGAGGCUGUGCCACGUGGUGAUGUGCUGUGAUUUGUACCCUCGAUGUCGGUUCUUUCUUAUUCCGGUGAAAAAUCCAUGACACAUUUCACUCAUUUCUUGUUACUUUCCUUCCCAUUAACCGUGAUGCAAGUAGGCUCAUCUUCCGUUGCUACCCAAUCGUCUGUGCAUUCUACCCUGUGUUAAUGACUUCAUCCGGUUUCAUUGACCCCGACAUUUGAACUGCUUUAUCUGUUCGUGUACUUUCGCAGUAUAUGCUUGAGGAAGUGUUGAUUGAUACAAUGAACAGUGGUUUAUCACGAGUGAAAAAGCAUUUGCUUGACAAUUGCCGCAGGAUGGUAGAGGUAAAACUACGGUGUCAAAAGAUAUGUGAGUUGUCUGUUUGCGCGUCUACUGAGCAGACGCGCCGCUGAAUCACAGAAGUGUCAAUGAGAAUUGAAUACACACGACAAGAUCACAUGGCGGCAGUUACAGCUGAUGUACUCCGUGAGAAAAUUCAAAACAAGCAUACUCACUUCUGUACCGCCUCCUUAAUCUGUGUGACAUAAACCGGUUUGAAGGCAUGAUUUAUAUAUUCCAAAGUAGCACAGCUUAGUUUACGAAGUAAUAGGGUCCAAGGGCAAUAUGCAAUCCUUUUUUGAAAAUAUCCAAG